Messenger RNA from Polyodon spathula (Mississippi paddlefish), 3672 nucleotides. RefSeq names its product cadherin-2-like. NCBI's taxonomy places the organism in Eukaryota, Metazoa, Chordata, Actinopteri, Acipenseriformes, Polyodontidae. The record is from RefSeq and is a predicted model, not a curated record. The transcript has 16 exons. Gene Ontology annotation, cellular component: adherens junction; plasma membrane; postsynaptic density. Gene Ontology annotation, biological process: adherens junction organization; regulation of synaptic transmission, glutamatergic; multicellular organism development. Gene Ontology annotation, molecular function: cadherin binding; calcium ion binding.
GGGAGCUCAGUAGGGAGGAGUACAGAGCAGAGGCUGCUUGUUACUGCUGCCGUUGUUUAAAGCAACAUUGUCAACAAAUCGGUCAAACUCUGGAGUGGAACAAAUAUUAAAAUACUUAUUCUAACGGAGGAAGUAAAAGCAAUAGCUAUGUACCUGAGAGGAGGCGCAGGGGUGCUUCUGCUGUCGUUGCUUGCAGCUUUGCAGAUACCCAUUGAAGGCAGUGGAUCCCAGUUGUGCAACACUGGAUUUUCAGAAGAUGUGUACAAUGCAGCAGUGUCUGGGAAUGUACUUGAAGGCCAGCCUCUUCUGAAUGUGAGAUUUGUAGGUUGUGGAAGGAAUGGACGACUUCGGUAUGAAACCAGUGACCCAUCACACUUUAGGAUUGGAGAUGAUGGAGUGGUUUAUGCUGUAAGAAAUGUCCACAUUUCUUCCAAGCAGACUACAUUUUCUGUGAAAGCACAGGAUACAGAAACCCAGGAGCAAUGGCAGGCAGCAGUGAGAUUGACAUCCAGGCUACCACACAGUGAAAAGAAUAAGAAAGGGAAGAAAGCCAGUGCCCCAGAGUUUCGCCAGCAGAUCCGGGAAAUUGUAUUUCCACAACACCACUUGGACCGCAGUGGUCAGUUGAAACGCAUGAAGAGAGAUUGGGUCAUCCCCCCAAUCAAUGUUGCAGAAAACUCCCGAGGCCCUUUUCCACUAGAGCUUGUCAGGAUCAGGUCAGAUCGGGACAAAAACCGUUCCUUGCGCUACAGCGUCACAGGACCUGGAGCAGACCAGCCUCCUACUGGGAUCUUCAUCAUUAAUCCAAUUUCAGGAGAACUGUCUGUGACUAAGCCUUUGGAUCGGGAGCAAAUACCUAACUUUCAUUUGCGAGCACAUGCAGUGGAUCUGAAUGGAAACCAGGUGGAAAAUCCCAUUGACAUUGUUAUCAAUGUGAUAGAUAUGAAUGACAACAGGCCUGAAUUCCUGCACCAAAUCUGGAAUGGAACUGUUCCCGAAGGGUCAAAGCCAGGAACUUAUGUUAUGACUGUCACUGCUAUUGACAAGGAUGACCCCAAUUCUCACAAUGGUAUUCUGAGAUACAAGAUCCUGUCCCAGAAUCCUGAAAGCCCUUCUUCAAACAUGUUUACUAUAAACAAUCAGACUGGAGAUAUUAUCACUGUAGCAGCAGGACUUGACAGAGAGAAAGUACCACAAUACACGUUAAUAAUUCAGGCGACUGAUAUGGAGGGAAACCCAACAUAUGGCCUCUCUAACACGGGAACUGCUGUUAUCAAAGUGACAGAUGUCAACGACAACCCUCCUGAGUUCACAGCUCAAACUUUCUAUGGAGAAGUGCCAGAAAACAGAGUGAAUGUUAUUGUUGCCAACUUAACUGUUACUGAUAAGGACCAGCCCAAUACACCUGCUUGGAAUGCAGUCUAUAGAAUAACAGGUGGUGAUUCAACAGGGAGAUUUGCCAUUCCGACUGACCCAAACAGUAAUGAAGGCAUGGUUACUGUUGUCAAGCCCAUUGACUAUGAGACCAGUCGGAUGUUUGUGCUAACUGUAGUUGCGGAAAAUCAAGUGCCUCUGGCCAGGGGCAUCAAUCUUCCUCCUCAGUCAACUGCGACUGUCUCCAUUACAGUUAUUGACAUGAAUGAGAGUCCCUAUUUUGAUCCGAACCCCAAGCUUAUCAAACAGGAAGAAGGCUUGCCAGCUGAAACACUGUUAACAAGCUUCACUGCCCAGGAUCCUGAUCGUUAUAUGCAGCAAACAAUGAGGUAUUCAAAACUGUCGGAUCCUGCAAAUUGGUUGAAAAUUGAUGCUGUUAGUGGACGGAUAUCUACAAUAGCACAUAAAGAAAUCGCGACAGUAGCAAUUCUCUCCAUAUUAUAUAAUUUCAUUUUGUUUUUAAACAUGUUUUAAUGUUUCCCCUCCUUAGGAGUUCCUCCUGCAAGCGGAACUGGGACACUGCAGAUUCUCCUGAUGGAUGUCAAUGACAAUGCUCCGCAUGUGUUUCCUGAAGAGGCAGAGAUUUGUAAAAAGCCUGAGCCCAAUGCCAUCAACAUUACAGCAAUUGACGGGGACAUUGACCCCAAUGCUGGCCCUUUUGCCUUUGAACUUUCUAAUAAGCCCUUAGAUGUAAAGAAGAACUGGACCAUUACCCGUCUGAGUGGCGAUUAUGCUCAACUAAGUCUCCAGAUUGGUUAUCUUGAAAGUGGAAUCUAUGAGCUCCCUAUAAUAAUCACAGACUCUGGCAAUCCGCCCAUGUCCCACACCUCUAUCCUUCGAAUAAAGGUGUGCCAGUGUGACCACAAUGGAGAUUGUGCUGACGUGGAACGGAUCAUUGCUGCUGGUCUCGGGACGGGAGCUAUCAUUGCCAUUCUGCUCUGCAUCAUUACCUUGCUCAUUCUUGUCCUUCUGUUUGUGGUUUGGAUGAAGCGACGUGACAAAGAACGCCAAGCCAAGCAGCUGCUGAUCGAUCCUGAGGAUGAUGUUCGUGACAACAUCCUGAAGUACGAUGAGGAGGGUGGUGGAGAAGAGGACCAGGAUUACGACCUGAGCCAGCUUCAACAGCCUGAUACAGCAGAGCCGGAUGCCAUCAAGCAUGUUGGAAUUAGACGUCUUGAUGAGAGACCAAUCCAUGCCGAGCCACAAUAUCCAGUAAGAUCAGCUGCUCCUCACCCUGGGGACAUUGGCGACUUCAUUAAUGAGGGACUCAAAGCAGCAGACAAUGACCCAACAGCUCCACCCUAUGACUCUCUGCUGGUGUUUGACUAUGAAGGCAGUGGAUCUACUGCAGGCUCUUUUAGUUCCCUGGCCUCUUCCAGUAGUGGAGGCGACCAGGACUAUGAUUACCUGAAUGACUGGGGACCUCGUUUUAAGAAACUUGCAGACAUGUAUGGUGGAAGUGAUGACUAAUGGAACCUUUUUUUAUGGGACCAGGACAGCUUCUUAAAACCGGUAUUCCCGAAGGCAGAACAAAAGGCUAGGCUUUAACUUCGUAGUCUACUAGCACAGAUGCUUGAUGAAGGCUUUGGCAUAGGCUACAAUCCAAUUCCAGCUCACAGGGAACAUCGGUAAACUGACACGGUUUGAAUCGUUGAUAUUAAGAACGCUCAGUUACACUUGAAUUUCACAGUACAGAAGCACUGGGAUGUUAUGUGCCUUUUUGUACAUUUUUGGAUCUGAUUUAAUUAGUUAUGUUCAAGGCUUUAUUGGUACUGACUUCUUGAGUGAUUACGAAAUUGAAGUAUGUUAAACUAUGGUAUGCUUCUACAUGCUUUUUGGUUAAACCAUACUGCUGUUAAAUACAAUUUAUUAAAAAAAAAAUAAAAAAAUUAAAAAUCAUAAGUACUUUAACUGAUGGAAAAGUUAGCUUGUCGGUGAAGUAAAACCUGAAAACAGCAAUGUACAGUGUGCUAGACUUUAGAUUUAGUUUUUAUUUUUAUUUUAUUUUUUUUUUACUAAAAAAAAAGAAACAAGUAUUCAGCUGGUUGCAAAUAAAGGGAUUGUCAUAAAUCAUAAUUUUGUAGCAAAUCAGUUUUCUGUUUUUCUGAAGUGGUAUAGUAUUUUACAAAAAUGUUUAUUUUGUUCUAAUCCAUGUACGCUUUGUUAUUUGCCUAGGUCAACCUCUGGUACUUUAAUUUGUACUUCACUGUUAAAAAAUAAAUAAAAAAAAUGCGUGUA